GAAGGAGGCGCGAAGGCAGUGAGCGGUGCCACCCGGCAGCUGCGCUGAAUGCAGGGGGAACGCAAAGCUUUAUUCCCUAGCAGUGCUUUACCAAAUUACACGUUUCAUGAUCGUUUCGUAAGCGAGUAGUCGAAGGGGAGGCCCUCCUCCUGGAACAGAGCGGCCUCCAGCCUCUGCAGAGGAAGCACGCUUGAAAAAGCUGAGGUGUCCUAAUUUUUCCACGCUGCCGCAGACUGAUUUAUAAACCUCUGCAACGACGGAGGAACCCCUGAGAGACACGAUGAAUUGUACCGUUGUUUGAUCUUGAAGAUACAAGAAACCCUAAGAUGUGCAGAGCGGAGAUGAGACUGGAAGUGUAUCCCUGUUACAGCAUUCAAAACAGCUGGCCUUGUUUAGAAAUUUUAGAAAAGUCUGAGGAGUUGGACGAGUUUUAACCUGUCAAAGGAAAGGUAGAUGAACAUGACAUACAACCUCAGCAUAUGGACUUCCACAUGGAACUUCUACAGUAACAGUAGGUGUGGUGAAAGGAGGAAGUUACCGGCCAAGAAAUGGAGGCUAAUCUUUCGUUAUACAACUAAAGCUUCUUCUUAAAAAGAUCCUUUCUCAACUUCUCUACUAGUAAUCCUAGACUGUCAAAAUAUUUUCUGCUUAGGAAGUUCUGCCAGUGGUGUGAAGGAAUCCAUCCAACAACAGUGAGACACGCAAGAUGAACAGAAGGGUUUUACCUAUUGCAAAAGACAUUUGCGGAUCAAAGAUAAAAUGGGACAAAGAAAUCAAGAGGCCCUUGCCUUCUCAGCAUAAAAAGAGGUGAGAAAUCCUUCCUCUGUGCACUGAAGUCAGGUAUGUCUGUGCUGUAUCAACAGGGGAAGUCAGGAACCCUUACGAGAUGCAACACAGAACUGCUCAGGAGACAGUAAGGAGGAACUGCUAACGCCGCCAGGAUUUGGUGAUGGAGGCUUUGCUGGAAGGAAUGCAAAGACAUGGGCAGGGAAGCAGUGGGUUCUUGACUUCGUGUGAGGCUGAGCUGCAGGAGCUGAUGAAGCAGAUCGACAUUAUGGUGGCUCACAAGAGAUCUGAGUGGGAAGGACAGACACAGGCCUUGGAGGCUUGCUUAGAUGUUCGAGAGCAGGAGCUUUCCUCUGCCAGGGCUGCUUUGGAAGAAAAAUACAAAGAGGUUGGCAUGUUGCGUCAGCAGUUAGAAGACGUGGAGAAAGCCAAACAGGACAUGGUUAGAGAAUAUGAACAGCAGCUGAAGAAAUUUCAAGAAGAGUUGGCCAGGCUGAGGAGAAGCUAUGAGAAGCUGCAGAAGAAACAGCUGAAAGAAGCUAGAGAGCAAGGUGCCAAGAGAGAAGAGGAGGACCAGUUUGAAAUGAGCCGACUGACCAGGAAGCUGGAAGAGUUUCGUCAAAAAUCACUUGACUGGGAGAAGCAGCGUUUGCUUUACCAGCAGCAGGUGGCAUCACUGGAAGCGCAGAGGAAGGCUUUGGCUGAGCAGUCUGAGCUCAUUCAGCAGACUCAGCUUGCCAAUCGGAAGCAGAUGCUGGAGUCGGUGGAGCUGGUUAGCCGAUCGGAAAUCCAGCACUUAACCAGCAAGCUGGAGAGGGCCAAUGAUGCUAUCUGUGCCAAUGAGUUGGAGGUGGAGAGACUUAACAUGAGAGUGGACGAUCUAACCGAAAACAAUCGGAUGAUUCUGGAAGAUCAGCAAAGAGUUCAAGAAGAAUUAAGGCAAGCCAAGAAAAUGUUAGAGGUAUUACAGGAUGAGAAGAUGGAGCUUAGAGCCACCUUGCAGUCUCAAGAAGAUUUCAUUGAUAGCUCCAAGCUGCAUCAGGAACAGUUACAGAAGGAGCUGGCCAGGCUGACUGAAACUCUUCACACAAAAGAACUCCUCAUCAGGGCCUUGGAAGAACGCUUACAGGAGAAACAGCUGUCUUCUCCAGGGCUGGAGCAUCUACUCCUGCAAUUAGAUGUUGCCCAGAAGAAGGAACAGCACUUACAGUCAGAGGUGACUCAUCUUGAGAACAGCCUGGUGUCUUCGAAUGCAAGGUGCGUACAGCUGAGUGAAGAGCUGGCCAAGAAUAUCAAAGAGCUGCAGUCAAUGGAAGAACACCAUAGCGACUCAAAGGCAGAGAUUAAAAAGCUGAAAGAGCAGCUCUCUCAAGCUGAACAAACUCACAGUAGUGAGUUAGAAGGGAUGAAAAAGGAAGUCUCCAAAUUAACACAGGAGUUACACCAGCGGGACAUUACAAUUGCAUCAAAAAGUGGCUCCACGUCAGACCUAGAACGCCGGCUGAGAGCAGAGAUUGAAAGAGCAGAGAGGAAAGCAGUGGAGCACAGGGUAAUUCUGGUUCAGCUGGAAACCCUGAGGCUGGAAAACCGUCAUCUCUCAGAGAUGCUGGAGAAAAUGGAGUUCAGUAUGGUGGAGGGAAAAGAUGUCACCCUAAGAGCUCUCAGAGAAGGCUAUGCUGUUGAACUAAAUAAAUUAAAAUUGGAGAACCAGCAAUUGCAGAAGGAGCUAGCAGAGAGUAGAGCAAAAGGGCAGCUCUCUACUCAGGUCUGCCAGGAUGAACCUGAGAUCAUUGCUCAGCAGAUACCAAGUGAAGAGCCUGAGACCAGGGAUGUACAGUACAGGACAACUCAGGAAGCACAGCACAAACAUGGGGGACAAACAGAGAAAAUACAUCACAAACCUGACAGGACUAUCCAGCAUCAUCAAGGGGAGCCCCAGAGAUGGAAGAUUCAGCCUUUGCCUGCUGAAAUGGGUGCUGUGACCCCUGAGACGUGUGAACCACCUGCCCAGAUCAGCCAGAAGAACUGUGUGGAGUCUCUUGCUUCUGGUGCCCUGCUGGGAGCAGAUUCUUUGCUCCUUGUGCUGGAUGGGAACAAAGAUUUUGCUGAUGAAGCAUCUAGGCAGUCCAUCUCGAGUCUUCAGAGAGAAUCUUUGCCUUUGUGCCCCCUGCCUAUGGCUUCAGUUGGAUCGAUAGCUGCAAGAUAUCUGGAAGAGGAAGAACUGAGAUCCCAGCAUAUCCUGAAACGCCUAGAUACUCACAUUGAGGAACUGAAGAAAGAGAGUGAAAAGACAGUGAAACAGUUUGGACACCAGGAGUAAUUUUUUUUAAAACGGUCAUUGAGUUUGAACGUUGGUUUACUUAAAUGAUUUCAAAGUGUGAGGGGGCAGGUACUCAUGAACCAACUGCCCUUGGAGCUUGACUGAGAGACCUUACCUCCCACUUUGAGCUGAAUCGAGAGGAUGGAUAUUGAGGAAAGGAAACUAGUUUGUUUGCUCUGGUGGAGAUUAUUACGGUGGCAGAACUGCAGCUCCACCUUAAAUGCUUUAGUUGGCUCAUUGUAGGUCAGAAAGCUGCAUCAGAGAGGUGUAUUUGUGCACUAACUCACAAAGAAAUUGUGAUAUUUUUAGAAGCAAACCCUUACUAAUUUUAAUGUAAGUAUAUAAAGUAUAUUUUAUACAUGUAAAAGCAUUGAAAUAAAGCAAAAGGGAAAAAGACCCCCUUUUUCCUACAAAGACACAGAGUAAAUCUCUUGUGGCCUAUGCUGCCUUCUCAUCAGGAACUUUGACGCUUUUUGCAUCCUUUUCCUUCAAGAGUAGCUAUGCUCAGAGUAGCUAUGCUCUUGAGAAGACAAGGUAUGUGAUUCCACUUCCUUUAGGCCAGCUGUAUUUUCCCCAGUUAAUGUUUCUUUUAGUACAAUUUCUUAAUAUUUCCUGGUUCGUCUCGCAACUUCUGCCAUUUACUGUUUAUACAGUAUCCAGCUGCUUCAUCUUGCUUGCCCAUUACAUGAAGUACUGCAAAGUACCUGAGAAAUGAAUGGCUGAAUUCUAAUUGUGGUCCAAGCUCUUAUAAAAGGGGAGUAAUUGGAACUGACAGUGAAAUGGAGUGGGUGGGGAGCUGCACACAGGUGAGAUUCAUCUGUACACCAGCUGUAAUUACAGCUGCUGCAUAAGCUGGCAUCGACCUGAUUUGAAUCUAGUCAGUGUCUCGGAUGCUGUCCCGUGGAGUUGAACUGCUGUCUUAAUGUAUGUUUGUGACCUGUGUUGGGGUAUGUAUCCAGCCCUUCCUCAACAAAAGUUGGUAAUGAGGGAACUGAACCCAUUUCCUACAGACUUGCCUUUCUCCAAGCAGGAUUCUGCAGCUGUUCCUAUGGCUGUGCCUUUGCAACCUCUGUACAGGCAUAUCCAGGCAUGGAGACGUUCCUUCUCCGAGUGCAAGUUUCAUGUUCGCUUCCCUCACCUUCACCUUGUCCUGGAGAGGCUUAGUGCUGACGAGAAGCAGGCAUUCAAAAGCAAGAUAGGCGUGCAGAAAGCAACCAUUAGGUUAGGCAGCCCUGCUCCGUUCGGCAAAUUUGGUGAUGCCUGUCUGCAAACUGCAGCCUCUGUAUCACGCCACAAAAGAGGACUGCACAGUAGUUCUGUGUUCUGGAGUAAAAUGUAAAUGUAAAAUGUGAGACGCUCCUGAAUCCUGGCCUCUGCAUCAACGAAUCCUUUUAUUCUGGAUUUCUUCUGGGGUUCUCUGAACAAGGAUAAGACCUUCAAAUGCAUUCUAGAUUUUCAAUGUGUUGAGGCAUUUAGCUGCUCACACCUGGGAAUAAACUAUGGUCAUGCAUUUUUCAAAUAAUCAGCAUUGGCCUCAGCUUCUGUUGGGAGCUGCCUACCGGUAAGCAUUUUUGGAACAUCCACCUUAAAUAUCCAGCACUCAAGUAAGGACUUGUUGGUCGUGAGAUGCUUUGACAAAACCUGAAAAUCAAGAUAGAACAAACGGUUGUUUUCCCUUCCCGUGUGAAUCCACAGCUCCACUGAGUGUGCGGUAGUCCAGAGCUCUUACGGGUUCCUUGUGUUCCUCACCUGUGGCAGCAAUACCAUUUUUCUAAUGAUACCUUUUGAACAUGUGAUGUGAACUAUUUUAUAUUUCUUGAAGACUUGUUAAGUUACUGAGAGUUGCAUCAUGCACUAAGUACUUUCAGAAAUUUAAAGGACGCUUUGGCUCAUUAGUAAAGCUGGCUUCCCAAUUCCCUUCUUUGAGGGAUAUUUGACAGUCUUGUCAGAAGUGAGGAGCAAAGCUGAAAAUGAUCCAUUUGUUCAAUUAGCAGCUGUAAUCCUACAGUAUUUAUUGAUCUCUAAUGCAUGUAAUAAGCAGCUCCAUUCAGGGAGUAAACUAAGGAUUUGAUCUAAAGUGACUAAAGAGUAAAAUUUGCAGCAGGGGAGCUGUUUGUCCAAAUUGUAGUUAUGAUCUCUUUUCCCCUUAUCCUGGUGGAAAU
This is a messenger RNA of Struthio camelus australis, 5268 nucleotides long. NCBI's taxonomy places the organism in Eukaryota, Metazoa, Chordata, Aves, Struthioniformes, Struthionidae. The record is from RefSeq and is a predicted model, not a curated record.